Messenger RNA from Ahaetulla prasina, 1715 nucleotides. It is a transcript of the gene COQ9, whose product is annotated as coenzyme Q9. The coding region runs from base 159 to 1157 and encodes 332 amino acids. Gene Ontology annotation, cellular component: mitochondrial inner membrane. Gene Ontology annotation, biological process: ubiquinone biosynthetic process. The transcript has 9 exons. Gene Ontology annotation, molecular function: lipid binding. The record is from RefSeq and is a predicted model, not a curated record. Lineage: Eukaryota; Metazoa; Chordata; Lepidosauria; Squamata; Colubridae.
CCUCCUGCAACGGGGGGCCCUGGAGUUCAAAAAGAAUCGAGCGGAAUCUCUGAUUGGGUGGAGGCCGCCUGCGGGGGAAGCCGGGAGGCCUUAACCGUCGGUGGCGCCUCGCUCCCUCCUCCCUCCCCUGCGGGAGGCGGCCCCGCCCCGCUCCAUAGAUGGCGCCCGCGGCGGUUCGCCCCGCCUCCUUGUCCCGUCCCCGCUCGUCGCCCGACUCAAAGAUGGCGGCGGCCGCGGCGGGGCUGAGGCGAUCGGCCCGGGGGCUGCUGCGCUGCCCGGCGGUCUUUCGAAGCCAGCUGUAUCAAUCUCAGCGGGCCUUCCAUCCUGCAGUGGCAUUGCAAAGAGUUUCAGAAGAACAGAAACAGACCCCCUUCCCGUCUCCCAGUCAGCAAUAUUCAGCAUCUUCCCCCCUGGAUGAAAAGCAACCAGGCUCACACCCCAGUUACACAGAUCAAGGUAGUGAAGAAUCAGAGGGCUAUGAGAGUGAGGAGCAGAUACAGAAUCGGAUCCUGACAGCAGCUCUGAAAUUUGUGCCCACUUAUGGCUGGACAGUGGAUGCAAUUGCAGAAGGAGCUAAGUCCGUAGGUCUCUCUGUUGCUGCAGCAGGGCUGUUUCACAAUGACGGCAGCGAACUGAUUCUCCACUUUGUGUCCCGGAGCAACUCCAAACUCUCUGAACUUCUUGAGGAACAGCACAAGCUGGUACAACUUGGCCAACUGGAGAAGAAGAAGACAGACCAGUUUAUAAAGGAUGCUUUAGAAGCGAGGCUGAGAAUGCUCAUUCCCUAUAUUGAAAAAUGGCCUCAGGCUAUGAGUGUGUUGCUGAUGCCACACAAUAUUCCAGCCAGCUUCAACCUGCUUACCACCAUGGUGGAUGACAUCUGGCACUAUGCGGGAGAUCAGUCCACCGAUAUAAAUUGGUACACUCGCCGAGUAAUACUGGCCGGAAUUUAUAACACCACAGAACUGGUGAUGAUUCAGGAUUCCUCCCCGGAUUUUGAAGAUACUUGGUCCUUCCUAUACAACAGAGUUGCUGAUGCAAUGAACAUGGGCCACACAGCUAAACAGGUUAAGGCAACCGGAGAAGCCCUUCUUCAGGGACUUAUGGGCGCUGCUGUUACUUUCAAGAACCUCAGCGGCCUGAACCAGCGUCGAUGAAUCAAUUAGCCGUUAGUUAGGAGCAUUUGAGCAUCUCUUCUGAGACUAGCAAAGAAACGGUGUCCUGUAAAUCUCGUCACAAGAACGUGAAACUGUCGCUUAUUCUGUACCACCGUUAAAACAAAUGCACCAUUUUAUCUGUCUAAUGUGAAAACCUUGGCUUUUGGGGGAGCAUGUGGAAUCGCUGGCCAUCCUGACUAUCAAUUCGACCAACAGCAACCUAAAAAAUUAAAUUCUGUUUUUAACCAAAAAUGGGUUUAGUUUGAAAAAAUGAUAAGAAAGGUAAUAGAAGUAUUUGGGGUUCAAAAUUCUUUUAGAAGACCCUUCUUUUCAUUUUCUCCACCUGGACAUCUUAGUGUGUCUUAGCCACAAACAGACUUACGUUGUAUUGGUGGAAUUGGCUAAAUUAUCUCCCAGCUUCAAUGGCAGCCCUUCUCAGUUUAAAACCCAGGAUUCUGCUCUGCUGUUUGUUGACAGUAUAUUUAUGGCACUCUUGUGAAUAUAUAUUUUCCUGUACGUUUGGACACGUCUGUAUGUUCAUUAAAAAUAGUGAGCAUU